Zeugodacus cucurbitae (melon fly) is the source of this 2763-nucleotide messenger RNA. RefSeq lists its product as uncharacterized. The record is from RefSeq and is a predicted model, not a curated record. Lineage: Eukaryota; Metazoa; Arthropoda; Insecta; Diptera; Tephritidae. The coding region runs from base 1 to 2763 and encodes 920 amino acids. The transcript is spliced from 3 exons.
AUGUCUUUGGAAGAGCUUAAACAGCAACGUGCUAACAUUAAGAAAAACAUUUCUCGCAUAAAAAAUAUUGUGGAGGCCAGUCUACGGCCAGGUGCUAAACUACUUUCAUCAGCCGAGUAUAAAUGUCGACUUGGCAUUCUUGAAUCAUACUUCAAAAAUGUAUUGUCUACACAGACGGAAAUCGAAAGGAUAGAUUCAGAGGAUUGCGGACGUAUGGAUCUUGAGGAGCUGUAUAUUACAACAAAAUUAAUCAUCCAGUCACAGGUAACCGAGGAUCACAACAAUACACUGUCAGACACCACUUGUGUAAUGCAAGCGGGAUCAAAGCUGCCCAAACUUAAACUUCCCUCAUUCAACGGCAAGUACUCUGAAUAUCAAAACUUUAUAACAUCCUUUCAGCAAAUUAUUGAUCGAGAAUAUAGCUUAUCUAAUAUAGAGAAGUUUAAUCAUUUACGCAACUGUCUCACUGGACCGGCAUUAGAAACUAUUGACGCUUUUCAAGUCUCCAAUGAAAAUUAUUCGAAGGCAUUGGAAAGGCUUAAAACUCGGUACGAUAACCCAACUCUCAUAUUUUUAGAAAAUAUUUCGUCUUUAUUUGAACUCUCGUCCAUUUCUAAGCCCAAUGGUGGUCAGUUGAGAAGUUUACUCGAUAAAGCAUCAGCAAUUUACGGUUCAUUGUUGUCAUUAGGAAGUGAAAGCCAAAUUUCACAAGCUAUGCUCAUUUAUUUAGUUUUAAAAAAGGCAGAUGAAGAAACCAAUCGCAAAUGGAAAGAGUCAUUGGACUUUAAAACUUUGCCAAGUUGGAAGGAUUGCACUCACGUUUUGGAGAGACAUUGCCAGUACCUCGACUCAAUUGAUAACGCGCACACCGUUGGAUACGUACACCAAAGCACUACUAACGCUCACAGAUCGAAACCUUCUCGUAAGGGUUAUUCAUUUUCUUGCUCCAACUCGCUUUGUUCGGUAUGUUCCAGCAACAUUCAUAAAAUACACAAUUGCGACCGUUUCAAGGCGCUUAGUGUAUCGCAACGCUUUGACCAUGUAAAACAGUUGGGCCUUUGUAUUAACUGUUUGGCAAAGGGACACCAGUUAUCGAACUGCCCAUCAACGCAUAAGUGCAAGAUAUGCUUUCGUCACCAUCAUACCUUGUUACAUCGUCAGAUUACGCCAGAUUCAUCAAAUUCUACUUCGACAUCUGCUGUUCACACACACAUGGACAAUUCGUCAUCGCUUGAUAACAUCAUCCUCGCCACAGCGGAGGUUCUAGUUCGCGACGCUACUGGAAAUUAUCGUCCUGGCCGCGCUUUGCUUGACUCUUGCUCCCAAGUCAAUUUCAUUACUGACGAGCUUUCACAAAAGUUGAUGCUUCCACGCAGUAAACACAACAUUGAGAUACAAGGCAUUGGUAAGUCCUCUACCAAUAUAAGGUACAAAACUUCCACAAAUAUUAAAUCGCAAGCGACUAGUUUCGAAUUACCUCUUGAGUUUUGUAUUACUUCGCACAUCGCUUAUCAUCCGGAACCGGAGAUAGAUACAUCUACUUGGCACAUUCCACUAAAUAUAGUACUCGCUGAUAAUCAAUUCAAUAAAUCAAAGACAAUUGACUUACUACUGGGAACGGAGAGUUUCUUUAGUUUACUUUCCGUAGGACAAAUUAAACUUGGUAAUAAUCUUCCAAUUUUACAGAAAACGCUACUAGGUUGGGUAGUCUCGGGACGCUAUCGAACGAACACUAACGCGCUUAAUACCAAAUGCUUGUUUGUCUCUGAGGAGUCCAUCGAUUCAAAGUUGGAAAAAUUGUGGCACAUUGAAGAAAUUGCAACAAAGCCGGACGUGUGGACACGAGAACAACAUAGCUGCGAAAAGUUAUAUAAUGACACCGUAUCUAGAAGUCUAAAUGGUAGGAUCAUUGUGAACAUCCCAUUCAAGGAUGAUCCUUCCUGCUUGGGUGAAUCUUAUAACACCGCUCUGCGUCGAUUCAAUGCGCUAGAACGUCGGUUACAGCAGUUACCCAUACUCAGGAAACAAUACGUAGACUUCAUGGAAGAAUAUGAAAGUCUAGGCCACAUGGAAGCAUUGCCCAACCCAAACUUGGAAAAGCCUCAUUACUAUAUCCCUCAUCACUGCAUUUUGAAACCAAAUAGCACCACGACGAAAUUGCGAGUUGUAUUCGAUGCAUCUUGUCGAACAACUACGCAAAAAUCGAUAAACGACAUUCAAAUGGUUGGACCUACAAUUCAAAACGAACUUCAUCCAACAAACGGAAAUAUCACUAAAAGAGCAAUACUAUCCAUCGCUUCAUCGCUCUUCGACCCACUCGGACUACUAGCACCAGUAAUCGUAACCGCUAAAAUUCUACUUCAGGAGAUUUGGUUGCUGAAGCUUGAAUGGGAUGAAUCGGUUCCCCAACACAUCGCUUCGGCGUGGAAAGCAUUCGUCAAAAAUUUCUCGGAUCUACCUUCAGUUAAAAUUCCAAGAGUAAUGGAUACUUCAGAUGUAAUUACAUCUAGCAUGAGUCUUCAAAUGCGACAUAAUCAAAAGAAGGUAUUAACUAUUCCAGCAGAAGUUAGAGCGUUGUUUGCAACGCCAGAAUCAAACAAGGACGAAGAAUUACAAUCAGUGUCCACCACUCAAGACAGCGAUGAUGAUGAUGAUAAUGAUGGCGAAGACCAUAUUAAUAGAAGUGUGUUCGAAGAUUAUUCAAUAUUAGACGAAAUUGAAUUGACGGAUGAAGAAUAUGAGAAUAUUCAAAGUGAAUUUUAA